Molecule: messenger RNA, 5181 nt
Organism: Solanum tuberosum (potato)
Lineage: Eukaryota; Viridiplantae; Streptophyta; Magnoliopsida; Solanales; Solanaceae
Exons: 8
Coding region: 1-5181 (1726 amino acids)
Biological process (GO): protein phosphorylation; cell surface receptor signaling pathway
Cellular component (GO): plasma membrane
Molecular function (GO): calcium ion binding; polysaccharide binding; ATP binding
Source: RefSeq, a predicted model, not a curated record
AUGGCCCAAACCAUCACUAAUAAAACUUCCACCAUCACUAAAGGUGCCAAUGUCACAAAACCAGGAUGCCCUAAGCAGUGUGGGAAUGUAACGGUUCCUUACCCAUUCGGUAUUGGCUCAGGUUGUGCUUAUAAUUCGGAGUUUGAAAUCGACUGCGACAUUUAUAUUAAUGGUUCUCAGAAAGCCUUCAUAAGAAAAGACAAUAUUGUUGUGUACGGCAUCUCGGAUGCUGAAUUGCGCGUCUCCUGUGACUACGGUUGGAGAUGUUACAACUCCACUGAACCCAAUGAGGCAAUGGUUUCCAUCGAAUUUUCAGAAUCAAGUCCGUAUAGUUUCUCUGCACUGAACAAGUUUACUGUAGUUGGUUGCGAUGACUACGGUUCCAUCUUGGGGCCUAACAACUUUGAGUAUGGCUGCAAUGUCAGCUGUACAAGCAAAGAGGAUGUGAUGAAUGGAGGAGAGUGUAUGGGAAAAGGCUGUUGCCAGAAACAGAUACCCAAGGGCUUGAAAUACUAUAGCACAACCAUGUCUAGCACAAGAAACCAUACCGAUGUUUUGUCCUUCAAUUUAUGUGGGUAUGCGUUUCUGGGCGAGGCAGAUAGCUUCCAUUUCCGGGGCUUGCCAGAUCUAGGUGAUGAUUAUACUGUUGAUAUUUUUUAUGAGAGGUUAAAAGCCACUGUUCCCAUUGUGCUGGACUGGGCUAUCGGGAAUCUUACUUGCACACAAGCUCUGAAAAGAGAGGAUUAUGCUUGCAGUAAAAAUAGCGAGUGUGUUGAUUCGGAUACUGGUCUUGGUGGCUACCGCUGCAGCUGUAAUACAGGUUAUCAUGGCAAUCCUUAUCUCAAUCAAGGCUGCCAAGAUAUUGAUGAAUGUGCUGAUCCAAGCACCAAUACGUGUGAAAAGAUCUGCACAAACACCCCAGGGAGUUUCUAUUGUUCUUGCCCUGAUGGAUAUACCGAUGAUGGCAGCAAGGAUGGUCGUAGUUGUAUUCCUCCCAAUAAUCAGUUCCCAUGGAUCAAGUUCUCUCUAGGUAUCGGAAUCGGCUUUAUCUGCCUAGUGGUUGGGGUAACCUGGCUCUAUUUCAUCAUCAAUAAAAGAAAAUUGGUUAAAGGCAGAGAGAAGUUCUUCCAACAAAAUGGUGGUUUAUUAUUGAAACACAGAAUGUCUUCUAAAGAAAGCGGUGUGGAAGAAACAAAAAUUUUUACAGCUGAGGAGCUCAAGAAAGCUACAAACAAUUAUGCCGAUGAUAGAAUUCUUGGUCGUGGCGGCAAUGGGAUUGUGUAUAAAGGUGUGUUAGAUGAUACUCGCAUAGUUGCCAUUAAAAAAUCUAGAAUUGUGGACGAGAGUCAAAUAGACCAAUUUAUCAAUGAGGUAGUCAUUCUAACUCAAAUCAACCAUCGAAACGUGGUAAGACUCUUUGGAUGUUGUUUGGAAGAUGAAGUUCCUUUAUUGGUUUAUGAGUAUGUCUCUGAAGGAAAUCUUUUCGAGCACAUUCACAACCAACGUGGAGCGGGUUGGUUAACUUGGCAAAACCGUUUGAGAAUUGCAGCAGAGAUAGCCACUACACUUGCUUAUCUUCAUUCAUUUGCGUCCAUGCCUAUAAUUCAUAGGGAUGUCAAGUCCGCCAAUAUAUUGAUAGAUAAUGUUUACACAGCUAAAGUGGCAGAUUUUGGAGCUUCAAGAUUAAUUCCUUUGGAUCAAACACGUGUGGCUACUUUGGUUCUAGGGACAACAGGGUACUUGGAUCCUGAAUAUUUUCGCACAAGUCAACUGACUGAGAAAAGUGAUGUUUACAGCUUUGGAGUAGUUCUGGCAGAACUUUUGACAGGGUUGAAAUCUAUAUUUAAAGACAGAAACAAUGUGCAAAAGAAUUUGGCUGAUUAUUUUGUUUCAUCUGUGAAUAACAAUUGCUUAUUUCAAAUUCUUGAUCGUGUUUUGCAAGAAGAGAAUCUCGAGCAACUCCAAAAGAUGGCUGAGCUGGUGAAGAACUGUCUUCUGCCGCUUGGAGAAGAAAGGCCUACAAUGAAGGAAGUGGCUAUUGAACUUGAAGGUUUGAGGAAGUUAACUGGGAUCUCUUCGUUUAAUCAACAGAGGCAGGGAGAUAAUGAUCAGGAUGAACCAGUUACUUACACAGUGAAAGAAUCGAUGCAGAAAAAGCUUAGCAGGAUGGACCAACAUUGGAACUGGCCGGAAGCAACCGUUGAUUUGGCAUUAGAUCCCGUGAAUGCGAAGGUAGUGGCAGAUGGACCGCAACAUGAUGCUCGGGGUGUUGAAACUAUUGAAUGGUUGGUUGACAACAUGACGCAGCAGAGUACAGGUGAGGGAGUGGAACUGGUACAUGAAUCUAAUUGGGAUGUGGUGACGAAGAAAAAAUCUCCAAGUAUUGGAAUUGGUUCGCCUAUUAGUAACACAGUGCAACCAGUUGUAGAUAGUCAAACUAUUAAUUCAGGUGCUCGAGAAAUUGUUCCACAGGUUGUCAUGUGUUUCAACACUUUUGAUGCUCUUACGAAUAAUAUUAAUGUGCAUGAGAUCAAUUCAUCUCAAGUUAACUCUACAAAUGAAUUAGUUAUUUCUAAGGAAAAACAAGGUGUGACAAGUACUCUGAGAUGGAUAGAUAUAGCAGAUGAAGAGGAAGAACAAGUCACUUCUCCUCCUAUGCAAAAGAAAUUAAGCCCAACAGCUCCUGCUUUUGUGCCUAGUAGUGCUAAGUUAGUAACUCCCCAGCAAGGUUUGUCACCAUCAACAAAUGUUGCUGCAAUCUUAAGUGAUCAUUUGGUGAGUUCUAAUAUUGAAAAAUUGGCCUCACUUGCACCGAUUAACAUUAACAAACAACUUCAAGUUGGUGGUAGUAGUACUUUAUCCCCAAAUAAGUUUGCUAACCUAGAUGAUGAGGACAUCUCUGAGGAGGGUGAGGAAGGUGAGGAAGAGGAAAUGUUGGAUUACUGUUUUGCAAUUGUAGCUAGGAAUGUAGAUAUUUCUCCUGGUGUGGUUACAUUGGCACUAACCACGGCCCAAACCAACACUAAUACAACUUACACCAUCUCUGAAGGUGCCAUAGUCACAAAACCAGGAUGCGCUAAGCAGUGUGGAAACGUUACGGUUCCAUACCCAUUCGGUAUUGGCUCAGAUUGCGUCUUUAAUGUGAGGUUCGAGCUCAACUGUAACACAUCUGAUGAUGGUUCUCAGAAACUCAUCCUAGGAAGAAACAUUGUGGUUUACGACAUCUCCGAUGCUGAAUUCCGCAUCUCCAAUUCAUUCGGUUGGAGAUGUUACAACUCCAGUGGAGCUGUGAUCGAUGAAUCACUCGCUUGGACCACACUUAUAGAAUCUGGUCCGUAUAGUUUCUCUGCGCUGAACAGGCUUACUGUAGUUGGUUGCGAUGACUAUGCUUCCAUCACAGGGCCUAAUAACUUUGAGUAUGGCUGCAAUGUCAGCUGUACAAGCAGAGGGGAUGUGAUAGAAGGAGAGUGUAUUGGAAAAGGCUGCUGCCAGAAACAGAUACCCAAGGGCUUGAAAUCCUAUAACACAACCAUGUCUAGCACAAAAAACCAUACCGAUGUUUGGUCGUUUAAUUCAUGUGGGUUCGCAUUUCUGGGCGAGGCAGAUCACUUUCAUUUCCAGGGCUUGCCAGAUCUAGGUGAUGGUCUAACUGUUGAUUAUUUUUAUGAUAGGAUUAAGGAUAGUGUCCCCAUUGUGCUGGAUUGGGCCAUCGGGAGUCUUACUUGCACUCAAGCUCUGAAAAUCGAGAAUUAUGCUUGCAGUGAAAAUAGCUACUGCAUUGAUUCCGAUGCUGGUCUUGGUGGCUACCGCUGCAGCUGUAAUACAGGCUAUCAGGGCAAUCCUUAUCUCAAUCAAGGCUGCCAAGAUAUUGAUGAAUGUGCUGAUCCAAGCACCAAUUCGUGUGAAAAGAACUGCACAAACACCCUGGGGAGUUUCUAUUGUUCUUGCCCCGAUGGAUAUACCGAUGAUGGCAAAAAGGAUGGUCGUGGUUGUAUUCCUCCCGACUAUGAUCAAGAGUUCCCAUGGAUCAAGUUCUCUGUAGGUAUUGGAAUCGGCUUUAUCUCUUUAGUGGUUGGGAUAACCUGGCUCUAUUUCAGCAUCAAGAAAAGAAAAUUGAUUAGAGUCAGAGAGAAGUUCUUCCAACAAAAUGGUGGUUUAUUAUUGAAACAGAGAAUCUCCACUAAAGAGGGCGGUGUGGAAGUUACAAGAAUAUUUACAGCCGAGGAGCUCAAGAAAGCUACAAACAAUUAUGCCAAUGAUAGAAUUCUUGGUCGUGGUGGCAAUGGGAUUGUAUAUAAAGGUGUGCUACGUGACACUCGCAUAGUUGCCAUUAAGAAAUCUAGAAUUGUGGACGAGAGUCAAAUAGACCAAUUUAUCAAUGAAGUGGUCAUUCUUACUCAAAUCAACCAUCGAAACGUGGUAAGAUUCGUUGGGUGUUGUUUGGAAGAUGAAGUUCCUUUACUGGUUUAUGAGUAUGUCUCUGAAGGAACUCUUUACGAGCACAUUCACGCCCAACGUGGAGCGGGUUGGUUAACUUGGCAAAACCGUUUGAGAAUUGCAGCAGAGAUAGCCACUACACUUGCUUACCUUCACUCAUUUGCGUCCAUGCCUAUAAUUCAUAGGGAUGUUAAGUCUGCCAACAUAUUGUUAGAUAAUGUUUACACAGCUAAAGUGGCAGAUUUUGGGGCUUCAAAGUUAAUUCCUCUGGAUCAGUCACAUGUGGCUACAUCAGUUCUAGGGACAUCAGGGUACUUGGAUCCUGAAUAUUUUCGUACAAGUCAACUGACUGAGAAAAGUGAUGUUUACAGCUUUGGAGUACUUCUGGCAGAACUUUUGACAGGGUUGAAACCUGUAAUUAGAGAUGGAAACGAGGAGCAAAAGAAUUUGGCUGAUUAUUUUGCUUCAUCCAUGAAUAAGAAUCGCUUAUUUCAAAUUCUUGAUCGUCGUGUUUUGCAAGAAGGGAAUUUUGAGCAACUUCAAAAGAUGGCUGAGCUGGUGAAGAACUGUCUUAACUUGCAAGGAGAAGAUAGGCCUACAAUGAAGGAAGUGGCUAUUGAACUUGAAGGUUUGAGGACGUUUACUGGAAUCUCUUCGUUUAAUCAACAUGGACAGAGAGAUAAUAAUCAGGAUGAAUUAUCAGAUCUUUACGCAGUUCGCUUAGACUCCAUACCCCCAAUUUAG